AUGGAUUUCAUUCUCUCUUUGACGCAUUUUUGCGAGGUGCAUGGUCCCACCUCGAUUAUCUGCUCACAAGUCCUACCUUUCUCAUGUCCGCAAUGCCACCCCGACUCCGAUCACUCUCCGCAGGGCACCCCUGCUUCCCACGAGUCUCGUUUUGAGCACGAGCCUCGAUCCCACAAAUCUGCCGAACCCAAGUCGCCCAGAAUCGAAGAUCACCCGUACUUCCUCAAGGGACAUCCGGCCUCACCCGAUGAGAAAUCCAACCGAGGUGGUGCAAAUGGCGACACAUGCGCCAGUUGCAGCCUGUCUCUACCGGAAAAUGUGAGCAAGCAGUUACCUCCCGGCGCACCCGGCAGUCGCGACGCAAAGGGAAAUUCCACCAGCCCUGUGCUCCGCUCACGCGAGCUCGUCUACUCAUGCGGCAACAGCCAUUCGGAGUUGGACGACGAGACCGACUAUCAUACCCAUGCCUCUCCUCCCGACUCCCUUCGCUCUGCUUCAGUUGCCUCCGAUUCCUCAUGUCACACACACAUCCAUACUUAUCUUUCUCAACGUGGGCCGCCUAAUCCCGCCGAUUACGCACUUCUCCGACGCUCCUCUAUUCGCACUCUGAGUUGCGAGCUCUUACCCCGUGGUCUUUCGUCUGGCCCAAUCUGUUUCGGGGAUGGAGUUGCUGGCUACACCAUCGCCUACAUUUUCCGCCUUCCCGACCCCAUGGCUCGUGGCAAGCGACGCAGUUACGCAUUAGUCGCAUUGGCCGGGCGAGAUGCCGGAAGAGCAUUCCGUGCAUGCCCCAUUAUUUGGCGCGCAUUUGGUCGCAUUGCCACCAGCAUAGUCAACGCUGCUGAACGCUUCCAGGAAGCCGAGAAGACCCGCGAUGAGCAGAACAACCCGGGAAGACAGCCUGGUCGUCAGUACCCUCCGGUUUCGUCCUUCCUUACUGGCCGCGGCAUGGACCCGGCCGGCCGACGUGCAGCUGGUCAAAUUCGUGCCCGUAACUUGGCCGAAAUUGUCGGCAACGAAUACAUCUUUACCGAAUUGCAUGCCCAUUUUGUCGCACUCCUGCAGCAGCUGGGCUCCAUGUUUGGCGGAAUUCCUCUCAAUGAGGACCGCUUUGUCUGCAGCACUGUGGGUGAUGAAGAAACCACCAGUCCCUCUCAGCCAGUUCUCGUGUCGAAAGCAAGACAGCCAAAGGACGGCCAGAAGUAUGACGGUAAUGACCUAGACAUGUCCAACCUCGAAAUCUCCACGGGACCUCAGGCGAUUCCCAUUGCACCUCGCCGACCCGUCAUGGCAUGA
This is a messenger RNA of Penicillium paradoxum, 1296 nucleotides long. RefSeq names its product folliculin domain-containing protein. Gene Ontology annotation, biological process: positive regulation of GTPase activity; positive regulation of TORC1 signaling. Lineage: Eukaryota; Fungi; Ascomycota; Eurotiomycetes; Eurotiales; Aspergillaceae. The coding region runs from base 1 to 1296 and encodes 431 amino acids. The transcript has 2 exons. Gene Ontology annotation, cellular component: cytosol. The record is from RefSeq and is a predicted model, not a curated record. Gene Ontology annotation, molecular function: GTPase activator activity.